AUGCCCGUAGCUCCAGAAGGAGGUCAGAGUAGCAACCAGCCCCCAGGCACGGUGCGUUGGUUUCCGUCCUUAAUAGAACCGGGAAAUAAAUGGGCUCAAUGCAAAUACCGACUGUGGACCGGAAAAUCCAACCGUCAGCAAAGGACGGGUAACGAGGCGUUCAUUGACAAUCACAUAGAAUUAUCGCCCAAUUACCCACUUAACUGGCCGGCGCGGCGUCGUGAUGCCGUGCUGGUUGCUGUUGGUCUGUAUAGCUUAAUCGCUGGCGGUUUAAUCCCUGUGCUUGCUGCUGGGUUUACAGACAUUUCACGAAGUUUCAAUGUCAGUCUUCGAUUUGCUUCAUUUACUACUGGCACUUACGUCCUCGGUCUCGGGAUAGGAGCCAUAAUCUUGUCUCCAACAGCAACACAGUAUGGGGAACGUCUUGUAUAUCUUGUAGGUAUUAGUCUCCUAACCUGUUCAACAGCAAGCGCUGCUGCUAGCCAGAGAUAUACCAGCCUUUCCCUCUCUAGGCUUAUCCAGGGAAUCGGUGCCAGUCCCGGCGAGUUUAUGGUCUCCGCAACCAUCACGGAGAUAUAUUAUCCGCACGAGCGAGCAUACCGGCUUGGUAUCUACAUGCUUCUUAUUUCAACCGGCAAGAGUCUGUCACCACUCUUUGGGGCAGCCUUAAUUCAAUUGCGGGGAAGGCGUUGGGCUAUGUGGGAGGCCACCAUCAUUGCCACACUGUGUUUCCUUUUGAUAUUUUUGCUUGCUCGGGAGACAUUCUGGGUCGAAGGCUGUCCUACUUAUUUGCCUGCCCAGGACAGAGGUGGUGUAAGUGGGCAGGCAAUGUCAAACGAUCCUAUUAUCAAUAAUGCUCAAGAGCUUACUGGAAGGAAUGAUUCGUCUCCUCAGGGCUCCGAGCUCCAUAUAUCGUCCAUAGCUCCAGGACAGUUAUACACCAACCGGCUGCGGAAGAGCCCGCCAUUGUUUACUCACACUUUAUAUCCUUGGAAUGGUCGACUGCACCAUGAAAACUGGCUGCGUCUAGCGAUUAAUCCAGUAUAUUUACUAAAGUCACCGCCUGUGCUAUGGUCCGCUGUGGCGUAUGCAUUUUCAAUGGGAUGGCUUAUUGUCCUCGCUGAGUCAGUUGGAUACCUCUUUCAAUCCCCUGACCGCUAUGCGUUCAGUCCAGUCCAAACUGGAUUAUUGUAUAUCUCCCCACUUGUUGGCGCAACCCUAGGCAGUGCUAUCGGCGGGAAGACAUCAGAUAUGCUAGCUUGCGUGCAGGCGUACCGUAAUAAAGGGAUCUACGAGCCUGAAUUCCGACUUUUAAUGGGUAUCCCAGCGGCGUUGUCGACCAGUAUCGGGCUGGUAGCCUUCGGUGAGACCGUGUAG
Aspergillus tanneri is the source of this 1377-nucleotide messenger RNA. RefSeq lists its product as uncharacterized. The record is from RefSeq and is a predicted model, not a curated record. Lineage: Eukaryota; Fungi; Ascomycota; Eurotiomycetes; Eurotiales; Aspergillaceae. Gene Ontology annotation, biological process: transmembrane transport. Gene Ontology annotation, molecular function: transmembrane transporter activity. The transcript is spliced from 3 exons. The coding region runs from base 1 to 1377 and encodes 458 amino acids.